Molecule: messenger RNA, 1534 nt
Organism: Schistocerca gregaria
Lineage: Eukaryota; Metazoa; Arthropoda; Insecta; Orthoptera; Acrididae
Exons: 2
Coding region: 47-880 (277 amino acids)
Biological process (GO): DNA integration
Molecular function (GO): nucleic acid binding
Source: RefSeq, a predicted model, not a curated record
GGUUGGUUGUGGUAGAUUCAUUCAGUAAUUUUAAUUUGUUGUCCGGAUGUCUUCCACGACGUUAUCUGCCACCGUCCAAGCGUUAUCCGCUAUCUUUUGCACUGAUGGUCUUCCGCAGACUAUUGUUUCCGACAAUGGCCCACAAUUCAUGUCUGCAGAAUUUCAGUCAUUCUGCAAGGCCAAUAGUAUUCAACAUCUGACGACCGCGCCGUUUUCGCCACAGUCAAACGGUGCCGCUGAACGAUUGGUCAGGACUAUCAAGUCACAGAUGUUGAAGUUGGAAGAUUCGCAUUCUCGGGAGGACGCGUUAUUGCUCUUUUUGUCCUCGUAUCGCUCUCAGCCCCGAGAUGGUCGCUCGCCGCCUGAGUUGCUCCACGGUCGUCAUCAUCAUCGAACCUUGAUGUCUUUGCUACAUCCGCCGCAUCAGGUUCCUGUGCAGCGGCAGACACCUGCUUUUGCUCCAGGCGACGUUGUCUACUAUCGCCACUAUCGAGGUUCAAGGCGUUGGCUCGGAGGGCUCAUUCUUCGCUGCCUGGGCCGCGCUAUGUAUCUGGUUUUGGGGGCCUCUGGUGAGGUGCGCCGGCAUCUCAACCAGCUGUGCCUCUGUCGUCGCACGGGAUCUGCCGCUCGACGUCUGCUUUCAGCGACGGUGCCGUCCGGUCAGCGCCCUGGGGACCCGUCUACUGGCUCGCCUCAGCCCCAGGUGUUACUGACGCUGCCUUCCAUUUUGCCCCAUGGCGACGCGCCGCCGCCACCGCCACCGCCGCCGCCGCCGCCGCCGCCGCCUGUUCUCCCGCCGGCUACGCCCGCAGUGGACGCAUCGCUGCAACCGCCGGGCGCCCCCCUGGGUCACGCGCCGCCGAUCGCUUGCCGUGACUAGUUGUCCUCCGACAUGGAACUUUUGCCCGCCCGUCGGGUGCCCCGUCCCGAUGGAAGUCGACCCUUCGGCCACUCCUGUCUAUCUACGGGCGCAUACAGCACAUGUUGGCGUGCACCAUAGAGCAGGUUUUCAGGCGUUUCCUAGCUCCCCGCGGUCCGGAUGGCAGGGUGCGGGUGGCACAGCCUCGCCUAUUGUUAGGCUCCCCACCUCAUCGCAUACGUCUACAUGGGGUCCUCCCCACGGCGGGCGGAAGCCUUAUGCCACAAACAUACGCUGAUUUGCGGGGGAGGAAUGUGGUGUCACCGCCAGACACCACACUUGCUAGGUGGUAGCCUUUAAAUCGGCCGCGGUCCGGUAGUAUACGUCGGACCCGCGUGUCGCCACUAUCAGUGAUUGCAGACCGAGCGCCGCCACAUGGCAGGUCUAGAGAGACUUCCUAGCACUCGCCCCAGUUGUACAGCCGACUUUGCUAGCGAUGGUUCACUGAAUAAAUACGCUCUCAUUUGCCGAGACGAUAGUUAGCAUAGCCUUAAGCUACGUCAUUUGCUACGACUAGCAAGGCGCUAUUAUCAGUUACUAUUGAUAUUGUAAAUCACGUACCGUGAAAACCGACGUUCGUCAUUAAUGGAUUAAAGUUAAGUAUUCCACCAGCUA